AUUUUCCAGAUUGCGUAUGUUAUUGUAAAAGCAGCUAACUCACCUCGACCUGGGAACUGGAUAUUAGAGCGUUCGCUGGAUGGUGUAGACUAUCAGCCAUGGCAGUAUUAUGCUAUCACAGACAGUGAGUGCCUGACACGCUACAACAUUCAUCCCCGUCCUGGAACUCCAUCCUAUGUAAAAGAUGAUGAAGUCAUAUGCACUUCUUAUUAUUCCAAAAUCCAUCCUCUGGAGAAUGGAGAGAUUCACACUUCUCUAAUUAAUGGACGGCCUAGCGCUGAUGAUCCUUCACGCGUAUUACUAGAAUUCACCUCUGCUCGCUUUAUUCGCCUGAGAUUUCAGCGGAUACGGACACUAAAUGCUGAUUUAAUGAUGUUCGCACACAAAGAUCCAAAUGAAAUUGAUCCCAUUGUUACAAGGAGGUAUUACUAUUCUAUAAAAGAUAUCUCUGUUGGAGGCAUGUGUAUAUGUUCAGGCCAUGCAAAGGCUUGUCCACUCGAUCCAGCGACCAAUAAAUCCAUCUGUCAGUGUGAGCACAACACAUGUGGAGAGACAUGUGAUCGGUGUUGUCCUGGUUUCAAUCAAAAGCCUUGGCAUGCUGGCACUUUCCUUGUUAAGCAUGAAUGUGAACCAUGCAACUGUCAUGGGAAGACUGAGGAGUGUUACUAUGAUCAGGAUGUUGCAGACAGAAAUCAGAGUUUGAAUGUCCAUGGAGAAUACAUUGGGGGUGGAGUAUGUGUGAAUUGCACAAGCUACACCAGCGGCAUAAACUGCGAGACCUGCGUUGACGGUUACUUCAGACCUAAAGGGGUAUUGCCAGAUAGCCCAUAUCCAUGCCAGCCGUGUUCUUGUGAUCCAAAUGGGUCUUUACACGAUACCUGUGUCAAAGAUGAGAAACAUGCGGAAGGAG
Molecule: messenger RNA, 910 nt
Organism: Cariama cristata (Red-legged seriema)
Lineage: Eukaryota; Metazoa; Chordata; Aves; Cariamiformes; Cariamidae
Product: laminin subunit alpha-2-like
Exons: 6
Biological process (GO): axon guidance
Cellular component (GO): basement membrane
Molecular function (GO): extracellular matrix structural constituent
Source: RefSeq, a predicted model, not a curated record